AUGGUGUUACAUCGGCCACAAAGCUCUCGACAAAGCCAUCGAGCUCUACAAGAAAACCUAUCUAUCCUGGCGGAUCGACCGCGAAAUUCAUCUUCAAAUUUCUACCAUACUAUCUCGACUUCACGGCACCGAGUCGUCCAGGAAUACCAUGGGAGACGCGAGUAUGUCAGAAAAAUGGCGUGGAACGUGUCGAUGCUAUCCGAAAACGUCUCCAGCGUGUCGGACGUCUGCAUGGUACUGAWUUCAUUUCGAGCGCACUUUGAGGAAGAUGGGGAUAUUACUUCACAUGCUCUCCUGAUUCGGGCAGCUGUACUUACUCGCUGGGUUUCCGGAGCAGGAGGUAAUUUCGCUUCUGGCGAGUGA
Ramularia collo-cygni is the source of this 363-nucleotide messenger RNA. RefSeq lists its product as uncharacterized. The coding region runs from base 1 to 363 and encodes 120 amino acids. NCBI's taxonomy places the organism in Eukaryota, Fungi, Ascomycota, Dothideomycetes, Mycosphaerellales, Mycosphaerellaceae. The record is from RefSeq and is a predicted model, not a curated record. The transcript has a single exon.